AUGGAUCGGGCGCACAGGGCGACCGUUCCUCAACGAUUGCAUUAUUCCAAGUGCAUCCGGUGUCGACAUGACAAAAAGAAGUGUCUCCCUGUCAAUCGCACUUGGCCUCGCCAAAAAUGCGAUCGCUGUGCCAAGUACAAUUACGCUUGCUCACCGAGUAUGACGGCAAAUCAAGAGAGGAAAUCACAUCAGGACCCUCGAACCCGUGGUGCCUUGAUACCAGUUCCGUCAAAUCAAGGUCAAAUUGAAGCUCUAAUGGGACUCAAUGGAGCUCCAUCAUCGUCCGAAAUACGACCAGGAAAGCAGAACGAUGGGUCUUUCAUCAAGCCCAAGUGUGCAGUCUAUUUUCACAGCCUGAUGAAAGCCAACUGGACGUGCUUCGGCAGCCAUGAAUCGAUAUCAGAUGCACCGAACCCGAACGACAUAGGAAGCAUGUUUAGGUGGGUUUACACUUAUGAAGCUAGGCAACUCUAUCACGCAUUGAGUAUGCGCCUUGCCGCAGUUGAGAUUGGGGCACAAUACACCAAUUUAUUCCAAAAGGCCAUAUCAUAUGGCAUGGACGAACCAAAUUCGCGAGAAUUUGCGUCUCGAAAAAUGAUCCUUGAGAUUGGACAGGGGACUAGAACCCCAGGAAGUCAGCAUCAAGUUCAAGAUGAGGACGACUUGAUUCGGAACAUUGACAAGACAAUCUGCGUCGCACUUAGGUGGAAAUAUCUUGUUGAGACAAUUGGUGUUCCCGAAGUUGUCCUGAUUCGGUGGAAAGGUGGAGGCGAAAUCGAGGACGAUAUGCCUGUCCCUGAUAUCGACUCAGUCAGCAAUGAAGAGCAUGAUUAUCUACUCCCAAAGCUUCUGGACCCGGCGUUGGGACUCAAAGAGACUUGCUUGAAACUGAGUGGGGUGGUCGGUAUGAUUCAGCGCUGGAAAGAUCUGAAAGAACCGGAUCUCAGAACAUUCCUAGCUCAAGAGAUCAAACGACGAGUCAAAGACGUCCUGGGCGGCCCUGAGCCUCUGAAUGCGUCUGAGGAGGAGGAGGAAGAAGAAGAAGAUGAUGAUGAUGAAAGCAUGCCAGACGCUGAGAUCAACCGGGAUGCAGACCUGGGCAGCUUUGACGGUUGGAAGGGUACUAUUGACUUCUCUCAAAUCUAGGGUUCAGACCAAGAUAGAAUGUCUCAUAAUAUUUCCCAAUCAUUGGCUUGCAGAAGCAUUCCAGAAUAUAUGGAUAAAUUGGACCAGCGCCAUCACCUUUUGCAACCAGUUUC
Messenger RNA from Aspergillus calidoustus, 1259 nucleotides. The record is from the annotation of a GenBank genome assembly. NCBI's taxonomy places the organism in Eukaryota, Fungi, Ascomycota, Eurotiomycetes, Eurotiales, Aspergillaceae.